This is a messenger RNA of Branchiostoma floridae (Florida lancelet), 3188 nucleotides long. Its product is annotated as cell surface hyaluronidase-like. Bases 129 to 3188 code for a protein of 1019 amino acids. NCBI's taxonomy places the organism in Eukaryota, Metazoa, Chordata, Leptocardii, Amphioxiformes, Branchiostomatidae. The transcript has 19 exons. The record is from RefSeq and is a predicted model, not a curated record.
CCGUCCCAAGGGAGCGGUCGAGUCAAUAUGCCCCGUUGUCCUUCGCUCUGUGGAUACAGAAUAGAACGGUCCGGGCGAUAUAAAAGGCAGAAGCACACCGAGCUUGGUCCAUAGAUAUUUCAUUCGCCAUGGCGGGAGUCUCUGUCUUGCUGGUGCCGACGGCACUUCUUCUUGUAACCGUGUAUGCAAGUCCUCAACGUACCGGUUGCCCGGAUGUUGACCCUGCCCUGGUUCGAUGGAAUCCUGGCCAUGACCCCUCCCGACGAGAGGUCAUCGGACAAGGUCAAGUUUACCUUCUGGAGUCGUCUGCGACGUUCUAUUCCCUGGAGGUCAAAGAUGGAGGAAAGCUGGUGUUUGCCGACGAAGGAAAGAACAUUGUCUUGCGAACGCGGAGCAUUCUGGUCCAAGAUGGCGGCGAACUCCACAUCGGAAGUGAGACAUGUCCCUACCUAAGUGACGUCACGAUUUCUCUCUACGGCAAGUCCGACGAGGGGGAGAGUCAUCCCCUCUUUGGUAAAAAGUUCUUCGGAGUAAACAAAGAUGGAGUGGUCGAGAUACACGGAAAGCCGAAACUGUCAUGGACGCAGCUUACCGCUACGGUCAUGUCGGAGGGGCUACCAAAAGGAGGGCAUCACUCCGGUGUUGGGCAUCGCGGGAUUAACCUUAGAGUAUUGGACGAGCUGACGGGAGAGGUGGUGGAGAACUCCUGGUACGAUACCUACAUCAACAUGGAGGAUAGUAAGAAGCUGUCCGCGGCCCUCAACGGGGUGGCUGACGGCAAGAUCAUCAUCAUGGCGGUCAGAGACGAGGGUUCGAAAAGUUUGGGUACUGCCGCGAAGAAGGCCAUCAGAAGUCUGGGCAGUAAAGAGAUAGACAAGUUGUCGUACAGGGAACCAUGGGUAUUCCUGGGUGUCAAGGGCAACACGAGUGCUGCUAUGGAGAAAAGACUGUCUUACAAAGACGCACACCGUACGGGAACUGCAGGAGUAUCCCGGAUGUUCACCACGCCCUUUGGAGCAUCUUUCAAGAUAGAAGCAACAAGUUCCUGGUCAAAAGGAAAGUCAGACUUCCACAUCUCGGUCACCGGAAAGGUAGCCGACUACGUCAUCAACCUGAACGAUGACGUCACUUCCUGGCAGCCCGGGGAUCGGAUCGUACUGGCCAGUACAGAUUACUCCAUGGAGCAGGCGGAGGAGUUUGAGUUGCUUCCGUGUCCGGAGUGCUCCAAAUACCAGGUCAAGAUCAACGGAAAGCCGAAGUACAUGCACUUCGGUGAGAUCUCAGACGGAGUGGACCUGAGGGGUGAGGUCGGACUGCUGUCCAGAAACAUCAAGAUCCAGGGCGAGGUCGAGAGUCGUUGCUAUGGAGACAACUUCUGCCAGUUCUUCGAUUACGACACCUUUGGUGGCCAUUUCAAGGUGCUCGGAGGGUUUAAGAGCGUGCACCUGUCGGGAGCAGAGUUCUUACGCAUGGGUCAGCAGAUAAUGGGUCGGUAUCCCGUACACUUCCACCUGGCUGGUGACGUAGACGAGAGAGGCGGUUACGUCACACCGACCUACGUCAGAGACCUGUCCAUCCACCAUUGCUUCUCUCGAUGCGUCACGAUUCACGCGACCAAUGGGCUGCUGGUACAAGACACCGUAGGCUACGACACCUUAGGUCACUGCUUCUAUCUCGAGGACGGCAUCGAAGAGCGGAAUCGGCUGGUGCACAAUCUGGGGCUAGUUACCCGACCCGGCACCCUUCUGCCUACGGACCGGGAUGGCGUCAUGUGCAGGGACAUCAGGACUGGGGUGUUCGGGGACUACAUACCGCUGGGGAGCGACUGCAACGCCGUGUCGACAUUCUGGAUCUCCCACCCCAACAACGACCUCGUCAACAAUUCCGCGGCAGGGUCAAUGGACACGGGUAUCUGGUACAUCUUCCACGAGGUUCCCACGGGUUUGUCUGAAGGUCUUCACCUGGACCCCAGCACCAUCUACACACCGCUGGGCAGGUUCUAUAACAACAGGGUUCACUCCAACGACAGGGCAGGCUUGAUGCUGGAUUGCGGUGUAAAAACUACGCACCCAAACUCACAGGACCCGCGGGAGUACCUGGCCAUGGAUAAGGGCAGGUACGCCCCCCACGAAGACGGAGACGUGUCCAAAGCCAGAGUGCCGGCCCUGAUAGAGGGGCUCAUCGCCUACAAGAACCACAAUGACGGGGCCUGGGUUCGGGGCGGCGAACUGAGGCUGGAUAAAUGCGCUGACGGAACCUUCCCCAGCGAUGACGGCUCCACGCAGCAGGUGUGGAACAGCGUGUUUAUCGGGGAGAGCGCGAACGUGGGAACCGACGCCGGCGGUAACAAGUUCUACGGCACGGGAGGAGUGGGCAAAAGCUGGCGGACGUUACCACGAGGCAGCGACUUCCCGAUGCGAGGCCUACAGAUAUACGACGGCCCGACCCGGGUACUGAACUGUACCUUUAAGAAGUACGCUCGUACCGAGGACCGGCUGUCCAGCGCUAUCGGGUUCCGACUGGACAACACCUGGCAGGGAUCACCCAAGAACAACCUCACCAGGGUCAAGUUCGAGCAUACCGUCUCCAGAGUGUAUUACGGGCACCCCGGCCCCUGGUUCGGUUCGAACGAGAAAGAUGGCGACAAGACGUCGAUGUUCCAUGACCUUGACGGGACGGUCACGGGGUACCGUGAUGUUUACGUCACCAGGAUCGAUAACUGGAUCGCAAGGAAUCCUGGGUGCGUGGAAAAGCCGGACUGGAAGGGAGUCAUCUGUAGCGGGAAAUACGCACAGUUGUACGUCCAGGCCCGAAACCCCCACACCAACACCAUGUGGGUUCGGAGGGACGAGUACCCUGACCACCCCCUCAAGCUGCACGGUGCACUCGUCGACGCGCACUACCAACAGUACCAGCCCGUAGUCAUGCUGGAGAAGGGCUAUACCAUUCACUGGGACGGGAUGGCGCCGGCUGAGAUCACCAUUCACCCCAUCAACUUCGACAGAGACGACUUUGUCCGGCUGGGCCUGUGCUACCCCCCGCGUACCCAGUUCCAGAUUAUCUACCAGCUGUGGCAGAGGAGCCCGAAGAAGUUCUACGGAGACGAGGAGGUUUACCCGGCCUUCUCUGUGGACGACAUUGAGAACAGCGUCGGCAACUCCUACUUCUUCGACGAAAGUACAGGGUGA